AAGUAGUAAACAUACCUUUUCAGAAAUGAUAAUUUGGUUUUUCCAUUAACGGUUGUAUCCAAUAUAAGAAUGAUAUCCGAUGUGAACCCGAGUAUGAUAUCCAAUAUGAAGAUGGUGUCUUGGAUAUCAGUUGUAUUAGUACUCUUGGUUCAGAUAACUAAUGUAUCCAGUGUAGUGGACUAUUGGAGUGAGGAUUAUGACACAGCGAAAAACUGCAAGAGUGAAGAUCUAAUCAUAGAAAUUAAACAAAACAAGACUCAAGGAUUUUGUGAAGAAGAAGUUGGAGACCUCAGCGAUGAAAAGGUUUUUCAAAACUGCAAACUGAAUAUGGCAAAAACCUUGGGUUCUCUGUGUAGAUCAACUACAGUGGAGCAGGCUGGAGAACUGCUGUACUGUAAGAAUAACAUGCAAACAGUUUGCUGCGCGAGGAAUUAUAAUUGUACAAAAACUUGGGAUACAAUCAGUGAAAGAUUCGUCGACAAAGCCAUCAGCUUUCUGAAAGAUCAGGAUAAAUUUCUUGCGGAAGAGAAAAAGAAGGGAUACGCAUCGUGCCACUCUUUGAAUUCAAGUUUGGAUGCCAGUAUUUGCCAACAGGAUUGCACAAAAUAUGAAGAAUCUGAUUUUGCAAAAAAGUGCAAAAAUGACGAAGGAUAUUUCAAGUGCUGUGUCAGGAGGGAUAAAGCAAAUUGUCAUGAGUGCAGAUUUUGCUGUACACUUCUCAUGUGCACUUUGAGAAUAGGCGGAAACGAAACUUACACGGCAUUUUCCGCAUAUGAAAUGCAUGCAAAUACAACGCUACAGGAUUCUAAGGAUGAAAAUGAGAACAAAGCAAAAGAAGAUUUUUAUUUACCAUCGCAUAUGUACAAACAGCCAGACUAUAGAUGUCUAAACCCAGACAGCAAUGAAGAUCCAACUAAAUGGGGAGCAUAUAAUCCAAACCAAUUUGCAAUUGCAUUAUCUAAGAAGGAACAAGAAAAGGUUACCACCUACCCCUUCAACAACAGAUUUUUGAACUUUGAGGACCCUGAGGUUUUAAAGUACAUGACUGGAAAAAACAAAACUCAAAAAUGGAGGGAGGUGUUUGGAUAUGAUUUUGCAUCAAAACAAGGCGAUUCAGGAGAUGUUCUCAAGAAUUGUAUAAAAGCUGAAUCAAGUAAAUUUGCAAAGAAAUGCAAAAAAAGAGGAGGACUGUUUAAGUGCUGUGUAGCCAAGUAAGAAACUUUAUUUAAGAAUUAACAACAAUUUUGGUUCA
Messenger RNA from Eurytemora carolleeae, 1252 nucleotides. RefSeq lists its product as uncharacterized. The record is from RefSeq and is a predicted model, not a curated record. Bases 70 to 1215 code for a protein of 381 amino acids. The transcript has 14 exons. NCBI's taxonomy places the organism in Eukaryota, Metazoa, Arthropoda, Copepoda, Calanoida, Temoridae.